ACUCUCUCCCCUCCCUCGCCGCUCAAGCAACAGAGUCGCACACAGUGAGUCAGGCUCAGAGGCACACCCGCGUCGAAUCGAAAGCAGCAUCAGCAGCCGCCGCCGAGGAGGAUGAAGGUGGAGGUGGUGGAGACGACGCUGGUGCCGCCGAGCGAGGCGACGCCGCGGCACGCGCUGUGGCUCUCCAACCUCGACCUGGCGGUGCCCAAGACCCACACGCCGCUCGUCUACUACUACCCCAAGCCCGCCGCCGGCGACGCCGAGGAAGGCCCCCCUUUCUUCGACCCGGCGCGGCUGCGGGACGCGCUGGCCCGGGCGCUGGUGCCCUUCUACCCGCUGGCGGGGCGGCUGGCGUCCGGCCCGGGCGGCCGGAUCGAGAUCGACUGCACGGGCGAGGGCGCGCUCUUCUCUGUCGCCCGCGCCGACUUCGCCGGCGACGAGGUGUUCCGGGACUUCGAGCCGUCCCCCGAGGCGCGCCGCCUCCUCGUGCCCUUCGCCGAGUCCGGCGAGCCGCCCUGCGUGCUCGCCAUGGUCCAGGUGACCUUCCUCAAGUGCGGCGGCGUCACGGUGGGCACGGGCAUGCACCACGUGACGAUGGACGGCGCCGGCGCGUUCCAGUUCAUCCGGGCGUGGACGGCGCUGGCGCGCGGGGAGGCCCCGCCCGCGCCGCCGCCGUUCCACGACCGGACCCUCCUCCGGGCGCGCUCCCCGCCGCGCGUCCCCUUCGAGCACCCGGUCUACUCCCCGUGCUACCUCAACGGCGCGCCGCGGCCCUUCGCGACGCGCGUCUACGCCGUCCCGCCCAAGCUCCUGGCGGGCAUCCGGGCGCAGUGCGCGCCGGAGGCGUCCACCUACUGCGCGGUGACCGCGCACCUGUGGCGCGCCAUGUGCGUCGCCAGGGGCCUCCCUCCCGACGCCGACACGCGGCUCCGCGUGCCGGCCAACGUCCGGCAGCGCCUCCGCCCGCCGCUGCCGGCGGCCUACUUCGGGAACGCCAUCGUGCGGGACCUGGUGACGGUGAGGGUCGGGGACGUGCUGUCGCGGCCGCUGGGGUUCGUGGCGGAGCGGAUCAAGCGCGCGGUGUCCCGCGUGGACGACGCCUUCGUGCGCUCCGUGGUCGACUACCUGGAGCUGGAAUCCGAGAAGGGCAGCCAGGCGGCGCGCGGGCAGUUCAUGCCGGAGUCGGACCUGUGGGUGGUCAGCUGGCUGGGGAUGCCCAUCUACGACGCCGACUUCGGGUGGGGCCGCCCGGGGUUCGUCGCGCCGGCGCAGAUGUUCGGCAGCGGCACCGCGUACGUGACGCAGGGCCCCGACAAGGACGACCCCAUCAACGUGCUCUUCGCGCUCGAGCCUGAGUACCUGCAGACCUUCGAGAAGGCCUUCUACGGGGAGUGAUGACCGCCGGCCGGCGAGCUGCCGUCGCGAGGCUUGGUAGAGGACGAGGAGUAGGAGAGCCAGCCUUUUCAGUGCUGCGACGUGAUGCCGUGGUGUGGUGGUGACUUCGUCGGGUUCGUUUGGGGUCGGUGUGCCAAGCUGCUGCUGGUGUCUGUACCAUAUUAGUUACCAGCAUGUGUUGGAGAUGGCUACUGCAUAGGGGCACAUGCUUACUGGUGACACUGCCGUCUUGGGUGUCUGUAUAAGUGUGAUAAGGUGCUUGGUUCCGGCUUCCUAGUACCCCAAGUCACCAAACACGUUCUGUGCAAGUGUCUGUAUAGAGGAAAACAAAAAAGUAUGAAAAUGCAUGGCUGGAUCUGAAGGAGUUGUGCUGCUU
Molecule: messenger RNA, 1771 nt
Organism: Panicum hallii
Lineage: Eukaryota; Viridiplantae; Streptophyta; Magnoliopsida; Poales; Poaceae
Product: putrescine hydroxycinnamoyltransferase 1-like
Exons: 2
Coding region: 112-1395 (427 amino acids)
Molecular function (GO): acyltransferase activity, transferring groups other than amino-acyl groups
Source: RefSeq, a predicted model, not a curated record